UUUCAGCUCGUGUAACUGUUGCCGACAACUUGGCUACAAGUUGCUCAGAAACUUGGUGACAGGUUGCGGCAGUAGAUUGUCGCCAAGUUGCUGAGCAACUUGUAGCCAAGUUGUCGGCAACAGUUACACAAGCUGAAAGUUGUCGAAAACUUGUCCUCAAGUUGGUCGUAACUCAGGUACACCAACUUUCUGAUCGGAAACUCUGGCUAUCAGGGAAAAAGAGAGAAAGAUAUAAGUUUGUAAACAAAAAAUAAGUCACGUGCUCGGAUAUUGAUAUUAUUUGUAUUUUGUCGAUUAAUAUUGUUUAUUGCAUUGUUAUAUUUAUCAACAUUUUUAAAUAUCAAGUAUAAAUAGAAAUAAUUAAAAAUGAAUGAGUAUGAAGAAUUAUUAAAAUGGUAUCCUCAAUUAAUAUUAACAUCUGAAAACCCGUUCACGAUGCACGGCUUAUUAAAUAUUAAUAGUAAUUACCAGAUUGAAAUAAAAUUAAAAGUACCUAAAUAUCCAUUAUUCAAACACGCCACUAUUUAUUUUGGUAAUAAAAUAUCAUCAGUGUAUGCUACCGAUUUUAGUAAAAAAGUCAACGAUUUAUUACGCAGUAAUAAUUCUAUUCUGUCUUUUUUAAGUCAAUUACAGAAGUUAAUGGACACGAUCAUCAAAGAAAAAUACAAUGAGACUGCUAUUGAUGUUGAGUGGUGGGAUAACUAUAAUUUAGAAGAAUUAAAAACCGCUCUUUUAAUUCCAGGUGUCAGCAUUUCUGCUAGCAGUGGUUUAGAUAUAAUUAAAUUAACGUACAAAGAUAUUUCUAUAAAAUUAAAACAAAACAAAUCGUACAAUAAUCCGUGGAUUUUAUUAUCGUCUGAUUUGCCUGAGUUAAGAAAUCAUCCAGCUCUUGAUACCUGUAUAUCUACAUUAACUGAAGCUGCAGAGACUCUUAAAUCAAGAGUUGAUUCAUUAGAAAAUAUUUUGAUUGACUUAAAAGAUAUUGACGAGAAUUGCUGGGUAAUUGAUCCCGUUAAACCAAAACCAUACCACCUGUACAGAAGAAUUUAUUUAAAUCAAGCUCUGUCGCUUUUAAUAACUCCAGAUCCGUCUUGUCCUGAACGAUUACAAGAAAUAAAAGUACUUGGGAGUGAUAAUGAAGUUGCCAAAUGUCAAGAUAUCAUAACCGAAAAUUUGGAAAAAUGGUCUGGUGAUAGAACGAUUAUUGAAAAUCUAUUGGAUUUAUUAGAUAUCGACGAAUUACCACGACCACCAGAUGAAAACAGUGCAGUACAACCAAAUGAUGGCAUUGUUGAUGAUCAAGAAUGCUGUAUUUGUUUUUCAAUGGAAUCAGAAAAUGGUGACGUGCCAUCGGAAGUGUGUAAUAAUGAAAAAUGUCGACGUUACUUUCAUACUACUUGUCUUCUUCAGUGGUUGCAAGUCGUCGCAGGCAAUCAAAUUCUUUUCGACCGCAUCCAUGGCUUCUGUCCAAACUGCAGUACAAAUAUAUCAUGCGCUAUUGUAAGUAACUGAUGAGCGAAACCAAAAUACACAUAUAUUUAUUUAUUUAUUUAUUCAUUUGAAGACAUAAUAAUUUAAGAAAUUACAUUCUGAAACCCAUCGUUCAAGCGAUUCAUUGAACUCUUCCGUACCACAAAUUAAAACUAAAGUAUCAUCAGCUAAAUAGUUUUCUAAAAUACAUUUACAAAUUCUUUCAUUAAUUCUUCCUUGUUUGAUAUCAAUACCAUUGAGAUUUAUACUUGUUCCUGUAAUGAAAAAUUAUUUUAAUUAUUUAAUAUAAGAAAUUGUCAUGUUAUAUUUAUUAAUACCUUCUGUUAAAUAAAGAGUACACUGAACAUUCCA
Microplitis mediator is the source of this 1842-nucleotide messenger RNA. It is a transcript of the gene Fancl, whose product is annotated as E3 ubiquitin-protein ligase FANCL. Gene Ontology annotation, molecular function: ubiquitin protein ligase activity. Gene Ontology annotation, cellular component: nucleus; Fanconi anaemia nuclear complex. NCBI's taxonomy places the organism in Eukaryota, Metazoa, Arthropoda, Insecta, Hymenoptera, Braconidae. The coding region runs from base 367 to 1512 and encodes 381 amino acids. The record is from RefSeq and is a predicted model, not a curated record. The transcript has 6 exons. Gene Ontology annotation, biological process: interstrand cross-link repair; protein monoubiquitination.